AGAGUUGUUCCCCCGAGCAGAAACCAGGACAAAUUAAAUGGAGGAAGAAGGAAGGAUAUAAAAGUAAUAAAGUGAAGGAAAGGAAUAGAAAAAGGAAAUAAGGAAGGACUGAAGGAUGACAACAAAAGUUUUCAGAAGUAGUCUCAGGAGUACUCGGUAGUAUUCGGGAGUAUUUGGUAGUACUCUGUGUCCUGGGUGUCGGGUGUCGGGCUCUGCAGGCCUGUUGGGGGUCUGGAGGGUCUGGGGGGGCGGACUCUAACUCUGCUGUCAGUCUGGACGCCGUCGGCUUCACACGAGCUGCUUCAGACCCCCGAGCAGGAGGAAUCCUGGCUGCGAUGGCCUCGACCAAUGAGAGCGGCGAGCACCGGGACCAGACGGUCCCUGGCAGCGAGGAAGAGGAGGAGGAGGAGAACCAGAGGAGGCUCCGAGGAAUCCAGUCUCACUACCUCCGCUGCCCGUCGCCCAGUUUCUCCACGGCUUCAGAGUCCAGGUUCUCGUUGAUCUCCGGUUCCGACGCCGCCAGCAUCUUCAUGGAGCCCAUCCACCUCUCGUCCGCCAUCGCCGCCAAGAAGAUCAUCGGCGAGGAGCUGCCGCCCCGCAGCGUGCAGGCCGAGUCCGUCCCGGAGUCCAUGCUGGAGACGGCGGAGCAGCUGAUGGUGGAGGACCUGUACAACCGCGUCCGGGACAUGACCGACGACCGCAGCCCCUACAACACGCCCUGCGUGCUGGACCUGCAGAGGGCCAUGGUGCAGGCCCGCCUGGAGGCCCCGCCCAACCCCGUGGACGAGGUCUGGCCCGGAGUCUUCAUCGCCGAGAAGUCGGUGGCGGUGAACAAGGCUCGGCUGAAGCGGAUGGGCGUGACCCACGUGCUGAACGCCGCCCACGGCACGGGCGUGUACACCGGCGAGUCGUUCUACGCCGGCAUGACGCUGCAGUAUUUGGGCAUCGAGGUGGACGACUUCCCCGACGCCGACAUCUCGCCGCACUUCCGGCCCACGGCCGAGUUCCUGGACGACGCUCUGCUGACACACAAAGGGAAGGUCCUGGUGGUGUCCAUGAUGGGCGUGAGCCGCGCCGCCGUGCUGGUGGCGUCCUACCUGAUGAUCUUCCAGCACAUGAGCGUCAUGGAGGCCCUGAGCUCCGUGAGGAAGAAGCGCGCCAUCAACCCCAACGAGGGCUUCCUGAAGCAGCUGCGGGCGCUCAACGAGGCGCUGAUGGAGGAGCGCGAAGACGACGACGACACGCUCAGCCAGUGUUCCGUCGUGGACGCGCGUGCCCGCGCUCGCAUCUUCGGCGAGGAAGAGGAGGAGGACGACGAGGAGGAGGAGCGGAGUAUGGUCGGGGUGAAGGCGCACUCCAUCGUGAUGGAGGAGGAGGAGGACGGCCAGAGCGUGAUGAGCAGCGUCGCCUCGUCCGCCUUCAGGAGCACGCCGACCGACCAGAGGCCGGCCCGACGGGAGGUCGUCCUGCCGGAGACGGGGGGCGGAGGAGGCGGCGAGGAGGAGGAGGAGGAGGAAGAGGACGGCCUGGACAGCAUGAUCCGUGAGUGGCAGAGGAGGAACGAGAAAUACCAGGACGACGGCUGGUGGGAGGCGCAGCUGGACAGCGACGGCGAGGACGGGGAAUGUGUCGGCGAGGGCGGACGGAAGGAGGCGUCCCCGGACGCGGAGAGCGUCACCAGCGAGGAGGUGCGCGCCGUGAAGGAGCGGCCGAGGCGCCGCGUCAGGCGCCCGGCCUCGGACGCCGGGUCCUCCUCCAGCUCCAUGAGCUACUCCGACCUGUGGAAGCGGCGGCUGAAGGAAAUGGAGGAGCAAGCCGCCGCCCGCUACCGCAGGAAGGAGGACGAGGGCGGCGGCACGGAAGGAGGGAGGAAGAAGAUGGACGAGGAGGUGGAGAGCCUCCUCUCCGACUCCGGCUCCAUGUAUAACUUCUGCCACAAGAACAAGGACAAGAUGACGCCGCUGGAGCGCUGGCGCGUCAAGAGGAUCCAGUUCGGCUGGAACAAGAAGGACCGCGAGGGAGGGGGAGGAGCCGAGACGCCGGCCCACCGGGACGUGGACCUGACGGCGUACCAGACGUGGAAGCUGAGGCAGCAGCGGCGCCUCGGGGAGGAGAACAAGGAGGAGGUGGUGGAGAUGAGUCGCGGCGAGGACUCGGCGAUGGCGAAGCGGCGGCAGCGCCGCGAGGAGAUCCUGGAGCGCUCCAAGAAGACGCUGGAGGAGAGCCGGUCCAUGUGCGGCUGGGAGGCUGAGACCCACGUGAGCGGCGGCGCCGUGCCCCUCUCCGCCUUCUGGGCCGGCGCCACGGGAACGCCGAGCGUCGCCAACGACGACGCGGCGUCCGCGCUCAGCGGCCGGUCGUCCGUCGUCUCCUCGGUGUCGCAGCCUCGCGGCGCCAGGUCCGUCGCGCCGGUUCCCCCCAUCCUGCCGGUGCCGACGCUCCCGGGCCCCGGAGGAGAACCCAUGGUCAACCUGGCCAGCAUCCAGAACUGGAUCGCCGAGGUCGUCUCUGAAACCAUCAGGCAGAAGCAGACAGAGAUGAGCCCGUCUCCGCCGUCGCGCGCCGGGUCGGAGUUCCGCUCCGGCAGCCUGGUGUCGGGCCGCGGCGCGGAGGACGACAGCGCCUCCCUGUGGAGCGCCGCCUCCUGCUCGCGGGGGCCGGGCGGGGCGCUCCUCUCCGGCAGCAGCGUCUCCGGUCUCACCGGGAGAAGCUCGGCUCCGGGACCCAAGAGGAACAAGAUCACCGGCACCAGCGUGCCGCUCUGCAGCCUCUUCCAGGACCAGGUGGACAUGGGCAAGCUGGACGCCAUGGACAGGGAGAUGAAGGCCGAGAUGAGGGGCAAGAUGGCCGCCUACGAGAGGAAGAAGAUCCUGGAGGACAACAAGCGCAGCACCAUGUACAAGAAGAAGAAGCCGAAGGACGACGAAGAGGAGCAGAGGAAGAAGAAAGAGGAGGAUUUUCUGGCGGAAGCAAAGAAGGAGAAGAAACCCGCGAGGACCUUCGGCCUCUCCGGGUGUCUGAACCUCAGCCCGGCGCUGGAGAGAGAGAAGAACACCAGCGUGGACGACUGGCUGGCGAGCGUCCGGCCUCCUCCAAACAAGAUGGCCGCCGCCGCCGCCGGCCAAUCGGACGACGACCUCCACGCCUCCGCGUCCGAAUUCGACUUCUCCAGCCGCCGGGCGUCCUACGCGCUCGACGAGGACGAGGAAGCGCUCGGCGUUCCCUCCGGGUUCGGGUCGCAGGACGCUCGCGGCGGGUCGGCGGCGGCGCUCGGCUCCAGGCGGCCAGAGAGCGGCGAGGCCGCGGAGAGCUUCGCCGAGAGGAGGCCCGCCCGGCGCUCGCGGUACGAGGGCGGCGUGGAGGGAGGGAGUCGCAGUGGGAGGGAGGGAGCCGGCAAGACACAGGAGGAGGAGGAGGAGGAUGACGUCACCACCUUCAUCGCCCAAACCAGGCAGAGGGCCAGAGCCCGGGCCGCCGCCGAGGCCGACGACCACGAGGUGCUGGAGGCCUGGAGGGCGCAGCAGGACGCCAGGGCGCUCAGCGGGGCGCCUCGGAGAGGACGGACAGACGCCGACUCUCAGUGAGUUUCACUCAGCAAAUAAUAUCUAACGAUCUAUUGGAAACACUUGUGUUGUGAUUAUUGAUCAAGACUAAUAACUGUUUUGUGGAUUUCUGUAUUUGGACAAAAGAAAAACUGUAAAAUCAACAUCAGUCAGAAAAAUGUUUUGUCCUGCAUCGAAACGCAUUUAGUCUAAUUUUUAAAAGUUAAUUUAAAUGUCAUUGUUAAUUUUUGUUGCACCACCGUGAAUGUAAGAAUAAAUGUAAGAAACAUUUAAUAAAUAUUUUCAUAAAAGAUGAUGUGAAACUCAUGAAACAAGGAAUCAUGUGUUUAAUUAUUUUAUUAUUGCAAUAAAUGUUCUGAAAAAUCACGA
Messenger RNA from Pseudoliparis swirei, 3932 nucleotides. It is a transcript of the gene styxl2, whose product is annotated as dual specificity phosphatase 27. Bases 336 to 3584 code for a protein of 1082 amino acids. Lineage: Eukaryota; Metazoa; Chordata; Actinopteri; Perciformes; Liparidae. Gene Ontology annotation, biological process: protein dephosphorylation; negative regulation of MAPK cascade. Gene Ontology annotation, molecular function: protein tyrosine/serine/threonine phosphatase activity; MAP kinase phosphatase activity. The transcript is spliced from 6 exons. Gene Ontology annotation, cellular component: cytoplasm. The record is from RefSeq and is a predicted model, not a curated record.